AUGAGCAUCUUAGUGGAUGAGGAUCUUAGAGGGAAGGUGGUGGAGGUUAGAAGGGUCAGUGAUAAGGCAGGCUUGUAUGAGGAGGUGAAAGUAAGUUUUUGGGGGGAUUUGGACGAGGUGGUGAGAAGCGUUCGUAGCUCGGAGAAGAUUGUCAUAGCAGGGGACUUUAAUGUGCACAUCGGGAUUUUAUCGGAAGGCUAUGAAGAUGUGCAUAGAGGCUUUGGUUUCGGUGAUAAGAAUGGGGAAGGAGCUGCACUAUUGGAGUUUGCGAGGACUUUUGGGCUGGUGGUUGUGAACUCGAGUUUUUCGAAGAAAGAGGAUCACUUGAUUACCUUUUGA
Capsicum annuum is the source of this 339-nucleotide messenger RNA. RefSeq lists its product as uncharacterized. The record is from RefSeq and is a predicted model, not a curated record. The transcript has 2 exons. Gene Ontology annotation, cellular component: nucleus. Gene Ontology annotation, biological process: chromatin remodeling. The coding region runs from base 1 to 339 and encodes 112 amino acids. NCBI's taxonomy places the organism in Eukaryota, Viridiplantae, Streptophyta, Magnoliopsida, Solanales, Solanaceae.